AGCUUGCACGGAAUUUGUAAUUAAGAAUGAAACUUUUCUUGUUAUUGCCGCGGGUAAUUAUUUGUAUGUGCUCAAAUGGAUAAUGGGAGCGUUCAGCCUAUUAUCACCUGUCAGACCUAUACAAUUGACGUAUGGAGCACGAGAUGUGAAGUCGUUUAAAGUGAAUGGUCAAAUAUUCAUUGCAAUUGCAAACUAUGAAGAUGGAAAGAAACCCAACAUUUUGAAGUGGAAUGGAAAUGAGUUUGUCCCAUACCAGUCACUUUUUACUACUAAAGCCAUUGCCUGCCAUCCAUUUGUGAUGUACGGUGAAACCUUCCUGGGUGUAGUCGAUGCUUCUGGAAAGUCAUUUGUGUAUCGGGCCAUUGGAUCAAGGUUCUUCAAGUUUCAAGAAAUUUCAACUCAGUGGGCUCAUGGUAUGACGUCAUUUGUGCACGGUGGUCACACCUACCUCGUUGUUGCAAAAACUAUAAGCACGGUAUUCAAGUUUAAAUAAAUGUUACCU
This is a messenger RNA of Porites lobata, 502 nucleotides long. Lineage: Eukaryota; Metazoa; Cnidaria; Anthozoa; Scleractinia; Poritidae. The record is from the annotation of a GenBank genome assembly.